AUGUCGUCUUUAAAAUUGCGACCUAAACCUUUGACCCACAAAAACGACCCUCUCGCGAUCAUUCGCACCAGACAAGACACACAUGGCAGACCUGUCACGAUAGCAGGACCCAUGGUGCGAUACUCGAAAUUGCCGUUUCGCCAAGUAUGCAGAAAAUACAAUGCAGAUAUUGUUUACACGCCUAUGAUCCUCGCACGCGAAUUUGUGCGAAACUCACAUGCCAGAACUGCAGAUUUGAGCACCAACGAGAGUGACACCCCGCUCAUUGUCCAGGUAGGCGUGAACAAUACAACAGAUCUGCUCAGAUUCGUAGAAAUGGUAAGUCCGUUUUGUGACGGAAUAGGCAUCAACUGUGGGUGUCCGAUAAAGGAACAAGUCCGCGAGGGCAUCGGUUCUGCGCUCAUCUAUAACCCAGAUCUCCUCUGCGAAAUGGUAUCUGCAGUGAAAGAUAAAUACGGCAAUUUGGUUCGUCUAGAGACGAAGAUUCGUAUUCACGACAAUUGGGACGACACUGUUGCACUUUGUCGUCGCUUGUGCGACGCUAAAGUCGACUGGAUUACCAUUCAUGGUCGGACCCGGACCACCAGAUCGUCUGUCCCAGUGAACCUCGAAGCGAUCCGCUACAUCCGCGAACGUAUAAGCGACAAGCGCGUCCCUGUGAUCGCUAAUGGUGACUGUUUUAGCAUGGCAGAUUUCAACAGAAUUGUCGAACACACGGGCGUUGAUGGCGUCAUGGCCGUGCGAGGACUGUUAGAAAACCCUGCCGUAUUUGCAGGCCAUACAAAAUGUCCUUGGGGGGCACUAGAGCUGUUCUGGCACUACACAGUACAGUUUGGGGGGCUGCCGUUCCGGCUCAUACAGCACCAUCUGCAUUGCAUGCUAGAGAAUAUGGGUCUCGAGAAACACCUACACAGAGAGCUAAUGAAGAUCAAGACUACUGCCGAGCUACUGGAUUGGUUCGAUGCUAAUUUUGAACUGAAGAGAAAAUCAGAUGCGGGCUUUGGUAUUGCCGUUGACAUCCCAUACAGCACCAAGUCGAACUGUUCUGAAUAUGGGAUGCCCUAG
Messenger RNA from Lachancea mirantina, 1065 nucleotides. Lineage: Eukaryota; Fungi; Ascomycota; Saccharomycetes; Saccharomycetales; Saccharomycetaceae. The record is from the annotation of a GenBank genome assembly.